UUUGGAAGGCUGAAGGCAAACGCGACCGGUCCCGUGAAAAAAGUGUCUCUGGCGACUGUUUGUGGUUCCGUGGUUUCGGUUGCGUGUAUUAUUGAGUGAAUUACCGGCCACCUAUCCGUGCAAACAUCUGCAGCAUCCAAAUAGGCGUGAAAACCAGGUUAUAAAACACACCGCGCGUAAAGUACGCUAAACGCAUCACAAAUGAUGGACAUGUCGUCUGGCCCACCUAGGGGUGGCUAUCGAGGACGGGGUGGUCCUCCCCGCGGUGGUUACGGCGACCGGGGCAGCUCACCAUUUCCGUUCAGAGGCCGCGGUCGAGGUGGUGGCCCCCCGAUGGGUGGUCCGCGGAUGGGUAUGGGAGGUCCACCGAUGAUGCGCGGCGGACGUGGGGGUAUGAUGCGAGGAGGUGGGCCUCCGCGCGGAAUGGGAGGCCCACCGGGACGAGGUGGUGGCCCACCAAUGUCCCGCGGGGGUCCCUACGGUGGUGGCCGCCCGAUGGGCGGACGAGGCUAUGGGGGCGGUGGUCCCCCGGCGUCGGUAGCGAACGGAUCCGGAGGCCCUCCAUCGUCGAUUGCCGCUUCGGAAAAUGGUGACGGAAGCGCCGGAAAAGGAGUGCCAGAAACGAACGGUGGUAGCACCGCCAAGGCUGUCUCGACGUCCGGUGGUGGCGGGGGCGGCGGUCAAAAUGCUGCCGCUGGAGGCGGUUCCUCGAGUGGCGGUGGUGCACAGUCGGUUGCGGCAAAUUCGACCGAAACGGAGCAUCUGUCGCCGAAACAAACGAUCAAAACGGCCGACUCGAGCAGCUUGGCGACGGUGGGUUCGCAACAGGAAUCGUCGAUUCAAUCGACGCACUCGUCCUCGCCGUACCACUCGUCAUCGCGCGGCAUGUCACGCGGACGGGGCGGCGGAGGUUUCAUGUCCCGUGGUAUGGGUCGCGGACGCGGAGGUUAUGGCGGCGGUGGCGGAGACUACGGGGGCCCGAAACCGUUCCGCGGUGGAAUGGGUGGAGGACGUGGACGGGGCGGCGGUGGCUAUGGUGGUGGUGGCGGCGGGGGAGGUAGCUAUGGUGGAGGUUACGGCGGUGGUCCGAACGGCGGCGGAGGUGGCUAUGGCGGCGGAAUGGGAGGCGGUGGUGGCGGAGGGUAUGGUAAUGCUCCACCUUCGUCCUACAAUCCGAUGGGUGGUUACGGUCAGAACAGUGGUGGUGGCGGUGGUGGCCCGGGCGGUGGCUAUGGUCAGGGGCCACCACCUCCGCGACAGUUUGACUCCCGCCAGGGCGGAAACCCGUCUGCCGUUCCGCCGAUCAAGCGCGGAGGAAUUCCGGGAGCCGGCGGACCACCGGGACCGAAGCGAGGCCGCUACGACACUGGACCGCCAAGCCGCGCGCUGCCCCCGAAAUCAAUGCCGCCGCAUCACGGUUCUGCGGCACCCCCCGUACCUUCGUACAGUGCCCCUCCGCAGACGAUGGCCAACCACGGUGGCUACAGUGAUCCGAGCGCUCAUGCUCCGCCGCCCCAGAUGGAGCACCAGUACACGCACUCGGCGGCCGCCACCAGCUCGACCGGAUACGGCAGUGCAGCGACACAGCAAACUGGCUACGCUACCAACGGGUACGGCCAGAGCUCCUACGGAACCACGACAAUGGCCAGCACCGGCUACCCGAGCACUGGUACCGAGUACGACACAAGUCACUACGACUAUAGCAACUCGACCACGUACGAUACGCGUUACCCAUCCGGGUACACGCAGGACUACAGUCAGUCGUACGGCACGACCACCGACUAUAGUGCGGUUUCGACCGAUACUUACGCCAGUCAGCAGUACGACGAUCGGUCAACCGCCUACAGUGGCUACGACGCGCAAGCGUAUUCGCAGGGCUACGCAAAAACUGAUCAAUAUGCUCACAGCGGUUAUUACUAAACAACUAGAGGCACAAAGACACAGCCGAAAAAAGCAAAAACAGUACAGUGAAGUGAAAAUAACACAUGAAAAGAAAGAGCAAGACAGAGCCAGAAGAAGAAUGAAGAAACAGUGCUGCAAAAACAACCACAAACCACAGAUCAAAGCUCAGAUCUCUUACGUCGUCGUCGUCAUCAUGCUCCAUAGUCGAUAAAAACGGCUGCAACACAGAGUUGACAAAAACCAAAACGAAGGGAGCGCACAACUGAACACACGAAGAUGAUGAACGACGAAGAUCGUCUCCCCGAAAAGGCAUAAUCGACAGAUAAAUAUGGUAACAGAGCUUAACUAAAUAUGAGAAAGUCAUGCAUAAACACACAGUAUCAGAAUAUGAUGAGUGGUAUUCGAAUCGAAUUUCCAAACAAAGACAAAGAAGAAACUUCAAACGGUGGGCUGAUGAAGCAAAGGCCGUCUAUCGGUCACGGAAGCCUCAAUCCGGCAUCAUACAAGUUGAUUUUCUCUCAAAGGCGAUACAAAAUUCGUCGUGUGUCUCUCAUCGUGAGUACGUAAAGCAGAUACAACUGUAACCAUCAAGGGCAACUUUUGCUUCCUUCUUUCCAUUACACAACUACCGAGUGAUGCGCUCUCCACUCGUAGUCUAAAUGUAACAGCAUAUGGUAAAUGUUUAAGUGUAACUAAGUAGUAUUUAGGUCACGGGAAAAAGUUCGAACACAAGAAUAGAAUUUCGCUAACAAUUAGAACGGAGAUGAGUUUCGCGUAGAGGAGUCUAUAGCAAAGCCUAGGAAGCAGAAGAUCAGAAGCCGAGUUUGAGAAAGUAUGACAGAAAGUAUCAUGAAGAUAUGGCGUAUCAAGCUAGGCAUUAAGCUUAGGCCGGUGUUUUGAAGCAGGUUAAAUGGGUAAGGCGAGCUCUAUCAACAAAACCGCAUAGACACAUUUCGCAGGCAAGCGAACAGAAAAUGCAUUCAAAAGCCAGCGUUAAAGUGGUCAUAAUCAAUCAGUGAUGAAUUACCAGACAUUGGGUUUAGCCUGUACUUUAUGUAAUAAUGUUUUAUGUGCUUUUUUGAUUAUUUGUUUCGAAAUUAUCGAAAAUCGAUAAUAGACAAUUUCUAACUCUUUUUUCACAACGAAAAUAUAGAAGGAGUGUGUGUAUAGUUUUAUUGGACAGUAGACUUGGACGCAAUUUAUAAAAACUUUUCUUUUCAAAGUUUAAGGUUUUCGAACAGUUAGUUAUUAUAUUGUAUUAUUCAUUUUCAUUUCCCCCUGAGAAGAAAGAUGACGUGAAUCAUUCGUUAUUUUUGAGAACACAAAGAAACUGUGGGAAACAAAGUAAUAGAGCUGGCAGAAUUGCGGAUUAACAUGAACUUACAGAGUGCAAAACUGGAAGUAGAUAUAAUUAGAGCAGGGAUGCAUGAUCACCCAGACAAAACUCAGACUCUUUUGGAGCUUCUAGAGGCGUAAUGACUUUUGAUAGGAAAGUGAAAAUGAGGUAAAACUAUCGUUUACCAACCGGCGAAGAGGUAAAGAUCGUGCGAAGGAAAGGUGGAGGAACAGAUAACUGACUGCCUGGCAGUGUGAGCUCCAGAAAAGGGAGGUUCCAGAUGUGCCGGUAUAUAGGGCAAGGCAACGUUCAGUAAUCUUCCCAACCCUGGCUAGCAAAAGAAGAUACAUCUUAAAAAUAAUCAUAAUAAAUUUGGUGACCACCAAAGAGAAGGAGAGAAAAAGAAAGAGCGAACGCGUUUCAUUGCUUCGAAACCAAUAGAAAAUAAUAAAUAAGCGAAAGAGAAAAAUUUCCACCACAAACGUUCACCUUUCAAUGAUACUGCGUGCCAUAAAUUAUCUUCAAAUCUUC
Anopheles cruzii is the source of this 3769-nucleotide messenger RNA. RefSeq lists its product as uncharacterized. The transcript is spliced from 5 exons. The coding region runs from base 202 to 1920 and encodes 572 amino acids. The record is from RefSeq and is a predicted model, not a curated record. Lineage: Eukaryota; Metazoa; Arthropoda; Insecta; Diptera; Culicidae.